GAGGGAUUCCUGGAGAAGCUGCAGAGCGGCGAUGCUCUAGACUCUGUUCAGCCCCCCAGUGUCUCUUCGCCGCCUCCUCCCCCUCCUCUCAGCCCGCAGCAACGGCUGAAACUUAACCCCCAACACAAAGCCAGCUCACUGAGAGCAGGGGAGGGGGGGAAACCCAGACCUGCUCUGUGUGGGAGGUUACCCACAGACACGCGCACGCACACGCACACUUCUUGUGUGUGUUGAAGUCUCCCAUCCCAGGGGAGAGAGAGAGAGAGAGCGCGAGCAAGAGAGAUUCUACUAGUCACCGAGGCGAGAACACUGAAGGACAGACUCCUCCUGCUCCUGAUUGUCAGGAAAAAUAACCUGAGUACCGUAGACCUACACUGAUUCAUCCAUCAUUCAAGUUUUCCUUGUGACUAGGAAACAGCAUUGAUGCCAUUAUUAUAAGGUAACUGGCUGACUCUUCUGAUCUUCUUGAUGUUGCGCAACACUGAAAGAUCAAAGUGGUGGUCAUAAUUGUGGCUGCAGAAGAAAUCAUAAACGGAGUUCUGACAGGGGGGAAAAAACAGAGAAGACAAUCAAAUCCACAGUGUGAACAUCGUAGCUUCCCUCAGGACUGACAUGGCAAAGGAGAGCCAACCCCAGGCCCUAGCAGCACUACCAGGUACUACUGUUCCAGCGGCAAUAGUGAACAAUGCCACAGAACCUGCAAUUCCAGGAGGAGGGGGGAAAGGAGGAGCAAAAGAAGAUGCUUUUUCCAAGUUAAAGGAGAAGUUUAUGAAUGAGCUGAACAAAAUUCCCUUGCCACCUUGGGCCUUAAUAGCCAUAGCCAUAGUUGCAGUCCUAUUAAUCCUUACCUGCUGUUUUUGUCUCUGUAAGAAGUGCUUGUUCAAAAAGAAAAACAAGAAGAAGGGCAAGGAAAAAGGAGGCAAGAAUGCGAUUAACAUGAAAGAUGUUAAAGAUUUAGGGAAGAACUUGAAAGAUCAGGCCCUCAAGGAUGAUGAUGCUGAAACUGGGCUGACUGAUGGAGAAGAGAAAGAAGAACAAAAAGAAGAGGAAAAAUUAGGGAAAAUCCAAUAUUCUUUGGAUUAUGACUUUCAGAACAACCAGCUUUUGGUAGGGAUUAUUCAAGCUGCUGAGCUGCCUGCUUUAGAUAUGGGUGGUACUUCUGAUCCCUAUGUGAAAGUUUUUCUACUUCCUGAUAAGAAGAAGAAAUAUGAAACAAAAGUUCACAGGAAAACCCUUAACCCUGUCUUCAAUGAGCAAUUUACAUUCAAGGUGCCGUAUUCUGAACUGGGAGGAAAAACCUUAGUGAUGGCAGUAUACGACUUUGACCGCUUCUCCAAACAUGACAUAAUUGGGGAGUACAAGGUGGCAAUGAACACUGUGGAUUUCGGUCAUGUGACUGAGGAGUGGCGGGAUUUGCAAAGUGCUGAAAAAGAAGAGCAAGAGAAGCUAGGUGACAUCUGCUUCUCUCUCCGCUACGUGCCUACUGCUGGCAAGCUGACUGUUGUUAUCUUAGAAGCAAAGAAUCUGAAGAAGAUGGACGUAGGAGGCUUGUCAGAUCCCUAUGUGAAAAUUCAUCUGAUGCAGAAUGGAAAACGACUGAAGAAGAAGAAAACAACAAUUAAAAAGAACACUCUGAAUCCCUAUUACAACGAGUCUUUCAGCUUUGAAGUACCAUUUGAGCAAAUCCAGAAAGUGCAAGUUGUUGUGACUGUUUUAGACUAUGACAAGAUUGGCAAGAAUGAUGCCAUUGGCAAAGUGUUUGUGGGCUACAACAGCACCGGUGCAGAGCUGCGACAUUGGUCAGACAUGUUGGCCAACCCUCGGCGACCCAUUGCACAGUGGCACACCUUACAGCCAGAGGAAGAGGUAGACGCCAUGCUUGCAGUCAAGAAGUAAAAAGAAAAUGAAAUGAGAAAAGAAGCCUUUCUGCAUUUGCCCAUAUAGUGCUCUUUAGCCAGUCUCUGUAAAUACCUCAGUAAUAUGGGUCCUUUUAUUUCCAGCCAUGCAUCCCUAACACAGAUCGGUGGUACUUCAAAUCUUGUUUUAAUUUGCACAACUUUAAAUGUAGAAAAGCCCUAUAAGGCCCUCCAUCUCACCACUGCCCUCAGAUCUACUCUUCUUUUAAGCAAUAUGUGUAGAUAGAGCAUGACAGAAAUUAUUUAUUGUAUCACACAGUUGUACAUACCAGUAUGCUAAAAAUUUAUUUCUAGUCUGUUUAUUUGUAUGUUGUAAGCGUUUCCUAAUCUGUGUAUAUCUAGAUGUUUUUAAUAAGAUGUUCUAUUUUAAAUUAUGUAAAUUGACUGAGAUAUAGGAGAGCUGAUAAUAUAUUAUAGGGUAACUAACUAUCGUAUCGUCUGCAUUCCAGCAAAAAUUCCAACUUGUAAGGCACUAGUAGUGUUACACUGACAUCUUAAAGGACAACUUAAAUCUGAGCUUUCAACUGGACCAUUAAAAUAUCUCGAUAUGCUCACGUGGCACUCCUUGAAGGGCCAAAUCCCACAGGUAGACUUUUCUCGUGGGCAACUUAGCAUGAUCUGAGCAGCUCUAUGGCUGACCUCAAGGAAGCGUAGCCAGUAUACCAUUUUUUUCUGUAUAUAUUAAAACAAACUGAAAUCAUGGCUUUACACUUAGAAAUUGAAGGUUGCAAUUCCUUGUCGGGGAGGGAGCAUGAAUUAUUAUACAUAGCAACAUAUAAAUUGGAGUGGGGGAGGGCUGUUAAUGAUGGGGGUGAUGGAGGGAAUGCAAUGGUAACAAACCCCUGCAAUUAACCAUGGCAAGCACAUACCUGAAACCCAGUAGCUCUCCGUUAUCACCUUUAUACAAAAAAUGUGCAUAUUGUGAAUCCCAUUUGUGAUCUCACAUGCUCUAAUUCUAAUGAGUUUGCACAUUAGACUUUGUAACAAAAUAUUUUAUUAUACUAAGCCAGAUGAGAAGGAAUGCAGAAUAUUUUUUAAACAAAUCACCGCCGUGUGUGUUUAUUAUACAAAAGUAGUUUCAUGGUGACGAGACAGUAUUGUAAAAUCCCAUCAAAAGAGGACAAAAAUUUAGCCAUAUUUCUGAAUGCACUUCAAAGCAAGCCAAAAGAUAACAGCUAGUGACCUUUUAUAUACUAUUUAUACUUAAUAAGUUUUAAUUUGUCCUUUAAAAAAAGUGAAACAAAACAAAGAACAAGUUCUAGAAAACUGAAGCAACCUCUUAUGUACACUAGAUGCUCGUUUCAGGAGGAGUUUUUAAAUGUUUUCAAUGUUACUAUGUAGUAAAUGGCACUAUUAUGAAGCUAUUAGUCAUUCCAUGAGCGUCUUAAAAGACUGCUGUGUGUAUCACUGUGACUGCCGUGUGUGCUUAGAAACUAGUUUUCUCAGUGGAUAGCAAUCAACUUAUUCCGUAGUGAUAUUGUAAAAAUACUGCCAUUCCCUUCUACUGCACUGCCGAAGGAGUGCAUAGCACAAGCAGUUCUUAUAACUAUGGACCAAUUCAGAACUGAAGAGCUAUGUCUAGGACAAGGGCAUCAUAUAGAAAAGAUUGACCACACAGCAUUUUGUCAACACUGUGCAAUAUUCAACAUCUCCCCCUGUUUUCAUGAUAGAUGGCUGUCCUCCAGAAAAGACAGCCUUUUCUCAGAUUAUAUCAUUUCAUUGUGUCAUGUUGUGGGCAUUACUUUUUCUACUCAGGUCUCUUCCUUGGAGGCUCCUUUUAUUCAUGUAUUUACUUAAAUUGCAUAUUUAUUUAAGAAACUGUGAAUACAUUUAUAAUAUUUUGAAGUACUUGUUCUUUUUCUUUUUUUAAAAGAAGUAUCACUCAGCACCAAAAACAUGGGGAGGGGCUUCUUAGCACCCUUUGGCAGAAAGAGUGGGAUUUCCCCUAGAAUAUACCUUGACAAUGCAACUCUUUUAAACCCCAAAGGUGUCACAAAUAAGUUUUGUUUGACAAAUUCCCCCUUUCUUGGGGCUGUGUGGCUGAAUUUCUCACACACAAAUCCCAAGAAGGGGCAAAUUUAAUACAGAAGUCACAAUGAAAUUUGUGACAACAUAAUCCCCUUGCUGCAUAGCUUUCCAAAAAGACAAGGCCAGCAACAUCUACCACUCUAGUCUUCAUAUUUUCUAUACAAGACAGAAAUGGCACAGCUGAGUCAGAUAAGUGCAUAUUUCAUAUAUAUAUAUAUAUAUAUAUAUAUAUAUAUAUAUAUAUAUAUAUAUAUAUGAGAAAAUGUCCAACAGGAAUACUUUUGUAACCUUUGAUUUUAAAGGACCAAAUCCCACCAAAGAGAAGAGCUCAUCAGGCUUACAGCCUAAAAGGAGAGAGUUUCAGCUCCACUCUAACUUCCUUUAGUUGUUCAUCAUAGCAGGGACAAAAAGCAUGUUGAAAUUUACAGGCUCAAACUGCCAGAACUGAUUCAUUGUGUUAAGGUAUUCUUAAUGCAUUCUCUUUCUACACUGCCAGACUGAAUGUCACCACAGAAUUGGUUGGUAAUGUACUAUGGUUCUCAGCAGAGAGCAGACCUGCUAUUUGACCAAGAUGACAUUUUCAUCCUCAAAGAAACCACAUGUACCUUUCUGACAAAGCUGUGUAAAAUAUUAGAAUCUGAUGCUGUAGAAAGAUCCUAGUUGCCUUUGUGUAUAUUUACUGCCUGCUUGAGUGUUUCUGUGUGUGGGUUUUCUCUGUAUCUUGUAGAAACGUUUGGGGUGUUCUAUCCUGCCAUAUUGCUCGUGGCCCGCGAGCUGACAACUUUAGCUGUAUUUUACAUUCCGUUUUGAUGAGGUGGUUUCUAUUUUGUUUCACUUUUGUGUAGUGAAUCCCACAGUAGAGUUUUUCAGGUGUCGUCAAAAUAAAACAUACAUACUACACAGAUAUUCAAUAAAAAUGUUUUAUUUCCUGUU
This is a messenger RNA of Hemicordylus capensis (graceful crag lizard), 4877 nucleotides long. It is a transcript of the gene SYT1, whose product is annotated as synaptotagmin 1. The transcript is spliced from 12 exons. The coding region runs from base 613 to 1896 and encodes 427 amino acids. Gene Ontology annotation, cellular component: axon; synaptic vesicle membrane; dense core granule. Gene Ontology annotation, biological process: regulation of dopamine secretion; regulation of calcium ion-dependent exocytosis; calcium ion-regulated exocytosis of neurotransmitter. The record is from RefSeq and is a predicted model, not a curated record. Gene Ontology annotation, molecular function: calcium-dependent phospholipid binding; clathrin binding; syntaxin binding. NCBI's taxonomy places the organism in Eukaryota, Metazoa, Chordata, Lepidosauria, Squamata, Cordylidae.